AUAACAGCAAUACAACCAAUGAUUAGAGUCGGAUCUAUUGAUUCUAUACUGAUUGUACUAUAGUCUAGAUCGCUUUCUAGUCACAGAACUAGGCUAGUUUAAGUCCAGAUGUUAAAAGAAUUCUAAAACAUGGACAUAGAAAAACUUUUGAAGCGACGAGUUAGUUUCGAAGCUGAUUUGGAAUGUUUAACAAUGAACGAGUCUAACGAAGGUGAAAAUAUUGUUGCCGGACAAUGGGCGAAUCAAAGCAUAGGAGUCUUUACAAGUGGAGGAGAUGCACAAGGAAUGAACGCUGCGGUAAGAGCCAUUGUAAGAGUUGGCAUGUAUAUCGGCUGCAAAGUUUAUUACAUAAAAGAAGGGUAUCAAGGAAUGGUGGACGGCGGUAACAAUAUCCAGGAAGCUACAUGGCUGAGCAGUUCAAAUAUGAUACACAUGGGUGGUACACUCAUUGGUAGCGCUCGUUGUAUGGAUUUUAGAGAAAGAUGGGGAAGACUAAAAGCAGCUCAAAAUUUGAUUCAGUGGGGAAUAACUAACCUCAUAGCUAUUGGUGGUGAUGGAAGUCUUACUGGAGCAAAUUGUUUCCGUCAAGAAUGGCCAAGUUUGGUUAGAGAAUUAUUUGAUAAAGCCUUGAUAUCUAAAGAAAAACAGGCACAAUUCUCACAUUUAAACAUCGUUGGAUUAGUUGGCUCUAUAGAUAAUGACUUUUGUGGUACAGACAUGACCAUCGGCGUUGACACAGCACUACACAGAAUACUAGAAGCUGUUGAUAAUAUUAUGACCACAGCUGUCAGUCAUAAAAGAGCAUUUGUUCUGGAAAUCAUGGGACGGACAUGUGGAUACUUGGCACUAGCCGCAGGAAUAGCAUGCGAGGCCAGCGUUAUUUUUAUACCUGAGGACCCGCCAGCAGGUGACUGGCGACAAUAUUUAUGCGAUAAUUUGAUGGAGAAAUCUAAAAGCGGAGAGUCAAGAAGGACACACAUAGUUCUUGUAGCCGAAGGUGCGGUUGACAGAGAAGGAAAUCCAAUUAAAUGCAAUGAUGUUCAAAAAGUAUUAAGCGACCAGAUGAAAAUGGAUGUCCGGGUGACAGUAUUAGGUCACGUGCAGAGAGGCGGUAAUGCUUCGGCGUUUGACAGAUUAUUGGGAUCAAGGAUGGGAGCUGAGGCUGUCCUGGCUCUAAUGGAUGCAGCUCCCACUACACCUGCCUGUGUCAUAUGCUUAGAUGGCAGUGAUAUUGUUCGAGUGCCAUUACUUAAGGCAGUACAAAGGACAAGACGAGUGGCUGAACUAAUGGCCGAGAGAAAGUUUGAUGAAGUUUUACAGUUAAGAGGCAGGCCAAUUGUAAAAAACUUAAUUAUUUAUGAAAAACAAGUGAAAGUUAUUCCACAUCCCAGUCUGGUGGGUUCUUCUAGAAAAAAAUUCUAUCGACUGGCUAUGAUUCACGUCGGACAACCUGCUUGUGGAAUGAAUGCUGUUGCUCGGGGAUUCGUCAGUGUUUGUAUAAGUAAAGGCUAUCAACCACAUUUCAUUUACAACAGUUGGGAAGGACUCACCCUAGGAAAAGUAAAACCUAUAACAUGGAAUGAAGUUCAUCAUUGGACGAGUGAAGGUGGUUCCUUAUUAGGCACAAGUGUAGAAACUGCCUACAAAAUCGGACUUCGAUCAAUAGCUACUCGAUUAAAUGAAUUUGAUAUUUCAGGAUUGAUCAUUGUUGGUGGUUUUGAGGCCUUCCAGAGUGCUUAUGAAAUAGCUAAAGGUCGAGAAAUGUAUCAGGAAUUGUGUAUCCCUAUCAUCGUUGUACCCGCCACAAUAGCCAACAACGUACCAGGAUGUAACAUGAGCAUAGGAUGUGAUACAGCCAUUAAUCAAAUUUGUAAAGCAUGUGAUGAGCUCAAACAAUCGGCCUUUAGUAUACAGAGAUGUGUUUUUAUUGUAGAGGUUGGAGGGGACAACUGUGGUUGUUUAGCAACCCUCUCGGGAAUAGCAUCUGGAGCAGAUUGUGCCUUUAUUAAAGAAGAGCCUUUUACAGUUCGUGAUGUUCAGUCCGCUUGCAGUCGUAUUAAGAACAAGCAAGAAUUUUCUGGAGUCAAACAAGGCCUUAUAAUAAGAAAUGAAAAUUCCAAUUUCAACAUAACCACAGAUUUUAUGUAUAGACUUUUUAAUGAAGAAGGAAAACCAUUUUGUACAGCAAGACAGGCAAUAUUAGGUCACACCCAAGAAGGUAAUAAAGCAUCACCGUACGACCGAGCAGCAGGAAUCAAAGCAGGAUGUCGAAGCACUGAUUGGCUCAUUAAUAUUAUCGAAGGAUUAGGUGCAAGAGACGGAGUACCAGUUUACAGCGACUCGCCCUCGACAGUAGUUGUGUUAAUUGAAAGAAAAGACCACUCGGAACAUUGUCCUGUACUUGACCUGGCUUUACAAACAGAUUUUGAAAAUAGACUUCCGAAAUUCCAGUGGUGGCUAAGACUGAGAAACCUUCACAAAAUACUUUCUUGGCCAACUAAACGAAAUGAAGACAAAAAAGAUGCAGAUUCGAAAUCGAUCAUGUUUGUUGAUCAUUAGUAAAGAAACUCAUCUUAUUGGUUCAGUUAAAAUGAAAAGUUCCUUUCAAAGUUCAGAGAAUGAUCAAGUUGAAUGACUUUUUCUGAUCAACAAAUAGAGUGCAAACUAGGGCAACAAAUGGUAAGAAAGAAAGACAAGGAGCGAAUCAGUCACAUCAGUUAAAGAGAGUUGUUGAACUUUGAAGACAAAAUACAAAUACAAAACGUUUGCAAAUUGUA
Biomphalaria glabrata is the source of this 2777-nucleotide messenger RNA. Its product is annotated as ATP-dependent 6-phosphofructokinase-like. Gene Ontology annotation, cellular component: 6-phosphofructokinase complex; cytoplasm. The transcript is spliced from 24 exons. The record is from RefSeq and is a predicted model, not a curated record. The coding region runs from base 130 to 2559 and encodes 809 amino acids. Gene Ontology annotation, biological process: canonical glycolysis; fructose 6-phosphate metabolic process; fructose 1,6-bisphosphate metabolic process. Gene Ontology annotation, molecular function: monosaccharide binding; ATP binding; fructose-6-phosphate binding. Lineage: Eukaryota; Metazoa; Mollusca; Gastropoda; Planorbidae.